AUGGAUAAUGAGCCGAAGGCGUACGAAAAGCUGAAGGAGGAUCUGAAGAAGUCUCUGCAAGAGCAGAAGGAUCUCGAAGACGAGUUCGACCGUCUGCAGCAGGAAAUCUACGAUAAGGAGACCGAGUACUUUGGAGGCAAGAGCAGUGGUAGCGUGUCGAUGGGGUUCGGCAAGACAAGCUGCGGGGGUAAUAUCAUAAGGGGUUUCGAUGCAUUCAACAAGUCGCACCACGGUCACGGCCACGGUCACGAAUCGAGCAGCCAUUUCACCAACGACGACCGGCUGUUUUCCCUCAGCAGCGCAGUGUUCGUUAAGCAGUUACGGCAGGAGGACUCACAAGAUCAUAUAGAGUAG
Messenger RNA from Torulaspora globosa, 354 nucleotides. It is a transcript of the gene EAF6, whose product is annotated as Eaf6p. The coding region runs from base 1 to 354 and encodes 117 amino acids. The transcript has a single exon. The record is from RefSeq and is a predicted model, not a curated record. Gene Ontology annotation, cellular component: NuA4 histone acetyltransferase complex. NCBI's taxonomy places the organism in Eukaryota, Fungi, Ascomycota, Saccharomycetes, Saccharomycetales, Saccharomycetaceae.